AUGAGUCUGGUCCACACUAUUGGAUCUGAGGCCAGUCGCAAGACUGCCUCGGUACCUCCGCCAAGACAAUCAUCGCCCCGACCGGUCUCACAUGAGACUCAUACCGAAAAAAGUGGUGAAAAGAGGAAUAUUGUGGCCGGCACGAUCACCAUAAUCGGUAAUCAAUUUCAGGAGGGGAAAGCUAACAACGGCUGGCAGAGCUUUGAGGUUGGAGGGGCAGCUUAUUAUUGGCCGGAUUACAGUUGGCCGAUGGGAUUUUAG
Molecule: messenger RNA, 261 nt
Organism: Protopolystoma xenopodis
Lineage: Eukaryota; Metazoa; Platyhelminthes; Monogenea; Polystomatidea; Polystomatidae
Source: the annotation of a GenBank genome assembly